Misgurnus anguillicaudatus (oriental weatherfish) is the source of this 3957-nucleotide messenger RNA. It is a transcript of the gene trim25l, whose product is annotated as tripartite motif containing 25, like. The record is from RefSeq and is a predicted model, not a curated record. Gene Ontology annotation, molecular function: protein binding; zinc ion binding. Lineage: Eukaryota; Metazoa; Chordata; Actinopteri; Cypriniformes; Cobitidae.
UAAACCAGUUAACACCCGGACCAGUCAUCAUUCACACGACAUGUGUGAAGAAUAGAGAAGAGUGGAUUAAAGUAAACUUUAUUUAAGCUGACCCGAGGGCAUCAAAAAUUAACCCUUUGUGCUUUCAUCUGAAUCUAUAUUCAGACGAGGAUGAGUGCUCGUAUGCUCGAGGAGCAGUUUAACUGCCCCGUAUGUUUGGAUUUACCCACGGACCCCACGACCAUCCCGUGCGGUCACAGUUACUGCAUGGCCUGCAUCGUGGAUUACUGGGAUAACGAGGGCAAGAAAAACAACACCCACAGCUGCCCGGAAUGCCGCCAGACCUUCAGCCCUCGACCCACUGUCUGCCGGAACACCAUGCUGGCGGAGGCCGUGGAGCAGCUCCGCCGCGGCAACCUCAGCAACUCCGCACGAGAGUCCAUCAAAAGCGCCCGGCGGGCGGCGACCUCUGCGUCCGAGCGGGGGCGCGCGCGUAAAGGUGGGCCCACGAAACGUCUGCCGGCGUCUGCGGUGCCCUGCGACCGCUGCCCGGAGCCCAGAGCCGCCGUGAAGACGUGCCUGGCGUGCAUGGCGUCGUUCUGCGAGGCGCAUCUGAAACCCCACGACACGCAGCCUAAGCUGAAGAGCCACGAGCUGAUUGCGCCCACCGGAGACCUCAGUCAGAAGAUCUGUCCCGAGCACAAGUACCUGCAGGAGUUCUUCUGCCGCACCUGUCACCUGUACGUGUGCUGGCUGUGCACCUCGAACCAGCACAAGGGCCACGAGAGCGUUUCCACGCAGACCGAGCGCAACGAGAAACAGAAUCAGCUGGGUGCAGUCCUGUCUGAGAAUCACCAGAGAUUACAGGACAGAGAACGAGAGCUCAAGGACAUGAAGAAAGUUUUAGAGACACUCACGCGCUCCUCGGAAACGGUGAAAGAUGAGGCAGAUGUUGUCCUCUCUGAGCUCCAGGAGUCUGUGCAGAGGAUGCUGGAGUUACUCCAGGACUUGAUGCUCUCUGCUGGGCAGGAGAAGAUCACUGAAGCCCAGGAUGUGGUCACCAAAUUGGAGACUGAAGUCAAACAGCUUAAGAAGAAAGAUGAAGAGAUGAAAGAUCUUAUCAACUGCCAGGAUCAUAUUUACUUCCUGAAGACGUAUCAGACUCUGUGUUCUCCUCUGGAGGGGGGCGAGUUGGGGGCCAUCACUGUGAACCCAGAAACCACAUUUGAUCCCUUGAGGAACGUCAUUGUGCAGCUCAAAGAGAAAGUAGAGGAGAUGUGUGACCAGGAGCUAGACAAGAUGAACAAGACAGUCCACAACACCACAGCGUUCACAGUGGCUGAUCGUAAUGAACAAAAGACAGGAGGCAUUAUGAAACUGUUCUCCGGGAAGGGAUCAAAAGCCCCUCGCGCACAAGGACCACCACCGUUGCCCUCAGUGAGAACACGAGGAUCAGUUGGAACCACACGCACACAAGCCGUAAAAAACAACGAACCACGAGUUAACCGAGCAGUCACAAGUUCUCCAAGACCAGAGCCUUCCUCAAGAGACAAUAGAGAUGAAUCUGACAGAAGUCGUAGUUCAUUGAGACCAAGAGAGACACAAAGACGAGACGAACGAGAACAAAAUGAUGCAGACACAUGGAGUUUAAGUUCAGUGAGAUCGAGAGGUCAACAGAGACCAGAGCAAAGAGAUCAGGAAAGAGAAAAUCCCACCUCUCAGAGACGUCAAAGUACAAAAAGUACGCAAAGCAGAGUGACACAUGAUGAAGAACAAGCUGACAGCAGGAGUAUCGCUUCAUUCAGAUCCAGACAAACACAGCAGGGAGGAGAAGAGAGAGAUCAGGUGUCAGCGGAUCGCUGGAGUUUAAGUUCGCUCAGACCAAGACAGAGAAAAGACGACCGGGAACAAGCCAAUGGAGAGACACUUAACUCACAGAACAAAACAAACACAACAGACAGACAACAACCCGCUAGACAAUCGGAUAGAUGGAGUCUGACCUCUCUGUUACCCAAAAACAGGAAAAAGCGACAGGAUUCAGUAAAAGAGGCCACACCCACUAUACAGGAGGCGGAGUCUUUAAGUCGUAGGCCCUCCUCUCUCAGCGCCAGCGCCUGGGGAGAGCCAACAGAAGUGAAUCCCGGACUCUUCCUGGAUUCGCCUACAGAGGAUCCCAUGAUAAAUCCAGCUUUUCCCACAUUAAGAGAAAUUAACAUUGACAGCAUACAGGCUGCAGAACCCAGAACCCGAGAUGAGUUCCUGCAGUAUGCGUGUGAUUUGACCCUGGAUCCAAACACGGCCCAUCGGCGUCUGAUUCUGUCAGACGGAGACACUGUAGCUACCCUGCAUCAGACGUCUCAGGGUUACCCCGACCUUCCCCAACGCUUUGACGGAUGGACUCAGGUUCUCUGCAUCCAGCCCCUCUCCUCCGAUUGCUGCUACUGGGAGGUGGAGUGGAGGGGGCGUGGCUCUUCUCUGGGCGUGGCCAGCAGCACCAUGGCCCGCAAGGGGGCGGAUGCCGGGGCGGGAUUAGGAUAUAACAAACAGUCGUGGAGUUUGGAGCUGUCAGACACGUGCUGUGCCGCCAUGCAUGCCAAUCAGAAAGUGGAGAUCCCCGUGAUGUACAGUCCUCGGGUCGGGGUGUUUCUGGACAGAAACGCAGGAACUCUGGGAUUCUACAGCGUAGAUGACACGUUGGUUCCAUUAUACACAUUUCGCGGUACAUUUCCACCCCAGCUGUAUGCUGCGUUCGGGGUGGGCUGCGGUGUUGGAGUCGGGCUGGAUUUUGCCAUGGGGCAGUUUAUUUCCACAUCAGACAGCAUUAAAAUCUGCUCGUUGUGAAAAACAGUCAUAAUAAUCCUAAAAUAAAAUAUAUUUUGGAAAUAGGAAUUUAAAACACUUUACAAUAAGAUUUAAUUUGUUAACGGCCAACACUAUAUUAUGGCAAUUUCGUAUUUUAUGUAUUUUAUGAGGUGGCUAAUUCGUAUUUAUUAAAACGACCACAUUCGUACAUUUUUGCACGGUUUUAUUAUUGUUUUUAAGAUAAUCGUACAUUUUUGCACAAAUUCAUACGAAUUAGCCAACUCGUAAAAUAUGUACACAUCCUCGUGAGAUGAGGCUGUAGCGUCAUACUUAUCUACAUUAGUUAAUAUAAACUAACAACAAUAAAAUACAACUGCAUCAUUUAUUAUUGAAGUUAAUUUUAGUAUUUAUUAAAUUAAAAAAAUUAAAUCCUGUAUAUGGGUAAUUAUAUAUUUAUAAAUAAAAAUUAUAAUCAUUUAAAAAUAGCAUACAAAAUGACUUUGGAAACCAAAUGGACAUGCAAUUAUAUCUACCAUUUGUUAACAUAAGUUAAUGCACAAUGAACUUAACGUUAUUGUCUUCAAAUAAACAAACAUUAAAAGGCCAAAGUAUGGUAAUUUUUUACGUGUACGCAUACGCGCGUGGCAAUUUUUGUCAUCAGAAAAGUGCGCGCGUACUGUUCGCGCAAUGCCGGAUUUUUAAAAACCCUGCGAACAUUGUACGCCAAUAUUUUAUGCGCAAACAACACGUCAUUGAUGCAUUGUUAACGUGUAAAAAUUCGCGCAAUUUCGGCCCUCGUGGCCUUCCAUAGCAUUGCGUCGAACUCAAACUAUACUUUGCAAUGCUGUGCGUUCGACCAUACGCUUAUAUUUGCGUACACGUAAAAACAGACUAUACUCUGGGCUUUAGAUUAACAAAUGCUGUUAAAAUGUUACUCAUUGUUAGUUCAUGUUAGCUAACGCAUUAACUAACGUUAAUAAAUGAACCCUUAUUGUAAAGCGUUACCAAUUUAGUUUGCAUAAUGAUUCAUUUGGAUGCACAAUGGACAUAUUGGCUAUUUAAUAGGCUUCAUUUUCGUCAUGCAAUGUACAAUUUUAUUUAUUUUCCAUCUUUAAGAUGAAUUAUAACAUGGAUGUGUGCUUAACAAAUUUCGUGUUAACGUUUUAGGGUUUAAAU